Adineta steineri is the source of this 447-nucleotide messenger RNA. Lineage: Eukaryota; Metazoa; Rotifera; Eurotatoria; Adinetida; Adinetidae. The record is from the annotation of a GenBank genome assembly.
AUGAAUUCUAUAGGACAAAAUACACAACUACCUAAUUAUUCUUGUAGUGAAAAUAAUGUUUCGAUUGAGUUUACAUUAUCUUUAUCAUCUCAUUCAGCAUGGAAUUCAACAUCAUAUUGUUCUUUACAACAGUGUAAUGUAGACUCAAACAAUAAUAAUAGUUGUCGUUCAUCAUCAACACCUUGUUUUGAUUAUCGAACAAUAAAUAAUAUUAGUUAUUGUGCACCAGGUAUUUUAUGUUCAAUAUUAGAAAGAUGUGAUAAUAUUACACAAACAUGUUCAUCAAAUAAUUCAAUGUGCGUUGUUAAUUCAUGUUGUUCAUCACAACCAGUAUGUUUACCAUUGUUAGCAGCACAAAUGUGUGAAAGAGGUACCAAUACAUUAUUUACAUUUGAGACUCCAUUAAAAUCAAUUCGACCAAUAUAUUUUAGUCAUAGUUGUAGAUAA